GCAUUUUCCUGUGAUCCUGGCGCUGGGGAAAGAGCUGUGCGUGCGGCCUUCCGCUCCAGAGUCGUUCUCGUGGCUGAAGUCUCCCAAGCCAGAACCUCGCCCAAGUCAAGCAUUUCCAAUCCCACUGACUCCGGCCUUUUGUUCCGGCGGCGCUGGGACAAGUUGCUGCGUACGCCGCCUGGGACCCAUGGAAGUGGCGACUCCUGCAGCACCCAUAAUUUCCCCUGCAGUUUCGCAGCGCGCGCCCUAGCUCGUCUGCCCGACUUUGGGGAACCAGUCCUCCCUCCGCUCCGCGUUCGCCGCCACGACACGACCCGCCAAACCUCGUCAACCGAAACAGCCCGCGACCCUCCAGCGAGCUGACAUCGCGCCCGUCAUGGGCGACCGCGCUGGCCCCAAUCCGCACGCGCCCGAGAUUCUGAACGGAGCUGAGCCGGCUGUGAACGGGCACGGAAGCCGCGCCGUCAAAAUGGAGAGAAGCUCGUCGGAUCCGACCACGGCAGCCCUGCGAGCCGACACUUCCAGCCCCAUGGACGAGGAUGCAAAAAGCGCAUCAAAAAGCGCGGGCGCAUCGCCGCCGGACGCCGAGUCCGCGCCCAAACCGUUGCGAAAAUCCUCCAAAGCCUCCGUCUCGCGCCCGCCCAUACUGUUCAGUAACCUCCCCGAUGCUACCGAAGAGGCCUCUCGCGGCUUCGCCGUUCUGAGCGACUGCGUCUACGCCUCCAAGGCCUUGGGAAAUUCGGAUCAAGAGACGCUUGAUUGUGACUGCGAAGAGGAGUACCGUGAUGGCGUCAAUCAUGCUUGCGGGGAUGACUCGGACUGCAUCAACAGGCACACAAAGAUUGAGUGCGUGGGUGGAAACUGUGGAGAGGGCUGCCAGAACCAGAGGUUCCAGGCCAAGCAGUACGCCAAGGUCUCGGUCAUCAAGACAGAGAAGAAGGGCUUCGGGCUGCGUGCCGAUACGGACCUCGAUGCCAACGACUUCGUCUUUGAGUACAUCGGCGAGGUCAUUGGCGAGGAGCUCUUCCGCCGGCGGCUGAUGAAGUACGACGACCAGCGCCUGGAGCACUUCUACUUCAUGUCCCUGACAAGAACCGAGUACGUCGACGCCACCAAGAAGGGCAACCUAGGCCGCUUCUGUAACCACUCGUGCAACCCAAACUGCUUCGUGGACAAAUGGGUGGUCGGCGACAAGCUGCGGAUGGGCAUCUUCGCGCUGCGCGCCAUCAAAGCUGGAGAGGAGUUGUGUUUCAACUACAAUGUCGACAGGUAUGGCGCCAACCCCCAGAGGUGCCACUGCGGAGAGCCCAGCUGUAGCGGUACUCUUGGCGGCAAGACUCAGACCGAGAGGGCGACCAAGCUGCCUAUGGCCAUGGUCGAGGCCCUUGGUAUCGACGACGGCGACCAUUGGGAGUCGAGUGUGGCCAACAAGAAGCCGCGCAAGAAGCGAGCCAACGAGACGGAGGAGGAGUACGUCAACAGUAUCCAGUCGCGGGAACUCGAGGACGGCGAGGUUGGCGUGGUCAUGUCCUCUCUGCGCUCAUGCAAGGAGAAGUGGAUUGUCGGCAAGCUCCUCGAGCGCCUGCAGAACGUUGAAGAGGAUCGUGUUCUCGGCCGCGUCGUUAAGCUCCACGGCUACGAGUAUCUCAAGACCACACUCAACACCUUCAAGGACGACAAUGGUAUCGUGCUGCAGGUACUGGAUAUCCUCUACAAGCUACCACGCAUGACGCGCAACAAGAUCGACGAUGCCAAGAUCGAGCCCAUCGUUGUCGAGCUGUCCUCGAGCGAGCAUGACGAAGUGUCUAGGGACUCGAAGCGACUGCUGGAUGAGUGGAAGACGCUACAGGUUGGAUACCGGAUACCACGCGCCAAAGUGGACCGGAACGCGGCGAACACGGCCAGCUCGCUCUUUGAUGAUCGCCGCCAGCAGGCUCGGGAAGCGGCCGCCGCGCCCACUCCGAAAGCUCCAUCGCCUAUCAGGAACGCUCCUACCGGGCCCAGGAACAGCCAGCCUCAAAGGAACCCCCACUACGUGGCGCCGCGGCGUCGGGCCCCGCCUCCGAGGGACAACACGCCGCUGCCAGCCGGCUGGCGCUCGGCCAUAGAUGAGAACACCAAGCGCUGGUACUACUGGGAGACGGCGAACCCAGACCAGAAGUCCUGGGUGCGCCCCUCGACCGAAGCGGCCAAAGUCACAGUGGCAAUGGAAGCCCAGAGGAUACAGGACAUAAUCAACCAGUGUCGGCAGCCGACGCCGAAGCCCAUCUCCGCCGCGCAGACGCCGCAAGCGGCCGGCACACCAGUUGCAGAGGCCAAGAAAGACAGGUGGCGAUCGUGGCCUGUCGAGAAGCAGCGGAAGCUGUACGAAAACACGAUCUUCCCUCAAAUCAAGCACGUGGCGGACAAGUUUUACAAGAGGUUGCCCAAGGAGGACUUGAAGAAGUUCGUCAAGGAGAUCAACAAAAACCUCGCCGCAUCCGACUAUAAGCACGGCCGCGUCGACGAUCCCUCUAGGAUCAGCGAGCGACAGGAGUCCAAAGUCAGGAAGUAUACGCGUGAUUUCCUGGAGAAGGCAGUCAAGAAACACGAGCAGUGGGCGGCCGAGCGGACGGGCCGGAAGACGAGGGAUCAGGCCGGUGAAGAGCCAAAGGCAGCAACUGGGCGUCUCGACGCCGGUUCCAGGCCACCAUCGACGGGGGCCUCACCGAUGCCGGACAAGGACGUCGUCAGUGACGUCGACGCGCAUCUGGACAGCCCUGGGUCGCCGUCAGACCUGAAGCGCAAGCGGUCCAGCGAAGACGAUGCCGAGUCAAUGGUGGAUGAGUUGACUCCUGGCGAAACGCCCUCGCUCAAGAGGCUAAGAGAGGGCGAUGUGGAGGCGCCGAGCCCGCCGCCGCCACCAACCCCUCCGCCUCUCGAGGACCUGGACGAUGCAGUGAUGAUCGAAGAAGUAGCCGCGGAGAAGAGGCUGCAGGAGCACGAGGAUGCGCUCGUGCGUGAGAAUGAGGAGGCUAAACAGUUGCAGCUGGACGCGGCCGAGCAAGCGCGCCUACGAGAGCACGAAGCGGCGCUGGAGCGUGAGAACCAGGAGGCGCUGAUCGCUCUGCAAAAUGAGAGACGAGACGAGGAUGCACACAUGACCAAUGGCAAUAUGACCAAGCUGGAUGCCGUCGCCAUGGACCUGGAUGGGGUAGGCGGCGGUGGCGACGGUACCUCGAACCUGGGAAUACCUUCGAGGAAACGUGAGGUUCUCGGGCACUGAACUCCCCAGCGGCUUGAACUCGCGACAACUUCCUUGCCAGCCGAUUGCAUUCAGCAUUUGCUCCGCGUGUGUCGGUUCCGAGCAUUAUCACGCCGCUUCCUGUCGACUAUUUUUCUCUGGCAUCUUUACAUCAUCUGCAUUUUUGUUCUUUGUUAUCUCGGCAGACCAGCUCCCACGUCUCGGUGGCUCAAGAACGUGCCAUUUUAUUACAUUCUGAACUGUAUACCAUCCAUCGGCGCCGGAUUUCCUAUUUUAUUUGCAUUUUCGCGGAAAAUCACAGCUCGCCUCCAGCUGCAGGUGGCACCUGUGAAAUGCACUCGCCACUCGACCAUCUCGAUUCUACCAAUGGACCGAACGGCAGCUUUCCUUUUGGACGCACUGCGACGAAAAACAAAGAAAGCAAAGUCACUUUGAUCUGUACAUAUUACGCGCCGGCAUUUUGCAUACAUAUUUGUCCCUGUCUUUGUUUCUUUUGGCCCGUCAUCCUCCUGGACCCGGUAGCUCUCGCGUGGCUUUCAGGCGCGCCGUGCUGAAAGUACGCUUGUGGAAUGGGGCCUGUUAAUAUGGGGAGGCGAGGGGAAAAAGACGGGGUGCGUGAGAAAGAGGUCACGCGCAACGCGUCGGAAGCUCUUGCGAGCUCCGUUGCUCGCUAUGCACCUGCAUCUCUCAUGCCCAUCGCCGGUCGGGACCCCACCAUUCCUGCAUUUCUUGGUUGGUGCGGUCUCGAAAGGAGACGAGAUGCGAGGACUGGGGCAAGUAGCACAGGGGAGGGGAGGGAGUUGGAGAAGAUGGAGCAAACAGCAGUUGGUGGGAGAGGUGGUGUUUUGCGGGGAGUUUUUUUAUAUGGACCGUUCCUCUGUUUCUUUUCGGAUGCUGUGAUCGAGGCGAAUACGAAGAAGAAUCGAGAGGAAGGAGGCGACGCCGUUGACGAAAGGGGCAUGGGGUUUGAACGCUUGAGGUCCAGAACAGGGGUGCGUUGCUGUUGUUCCGCCUGUCGAGUCUGGCCGUGCUCAGUUGAUGUCCACGGAGCCGGCGUCGAAAGCGGUGGGAAUGCUGGCCUUUCUCCUUCUCUGUUUUCCCAUUCUUCUGCGCAUGUCUCCUGUCGUCGUCUUCCCUUCCCCUACUUUUGUUAUCUUGCAUUUGCGCAUUUCCAUCCCCCCUUGCAUCACUGGCGUACCAUGGGCAGGUGGAUGGAGAGCCCAGAUGUGAUGGCGUGCUGCCUCUGGCGUCGAUGGUUUUUUUUUUCUUAAAUUUUUUUUCUUUAUGUUGGUUUUGGUAUUCUCUCCCCAUGAUACCGACUCGGUGGUCAUUUCUUUGGCAUCAUUUCUUCGUCCAUGUUUGUUUUUGUCGUUAAGAGAUACCCGGGGGAUAAGCCCCAUUUCCAUCAAGCAUUUAUGUUCAAGACAUGGCCGGUGCGCUACCCAGCAUAUUUUCACACAUUGCCAGCCGAGGUUCUGACAAGGCCAAUUAGAGUC
Messenger RNA from Gaeumannomyces tritici R3-111a-1, 4740 nucleotides. Its product is annotated as histone-lysine N-methyltransferase. The record is from RefSeq and is a predicted model, not a curated record. Gene Ontology annotation, biological process: regulation of DNA-templated transcription. Gene Ontology annotation, molecular function: histone H3K36 methyltransferase activity; protein binding. The transcript is spliced from 3 exons. Lineage: Eukaryota; Fungi; Ascomycota; Sordariomycetes; Magnaporthales; Magnaporthaceae. Gene Ontology annotation, cellular component: chromatin; chromosome; nucleus. The coding region runs from base 377 to 3265 and encodes 962 amino acids.